Marasmius oreades (fairy-ring Marasmius) is the source of this 447-nucleotide messenger RNA. RefSeq lists its product as uncharacterized. The transcript has a single exon. The record is from RefSeq and is a predicted model, not a curated record. NCBI's taxonomy places the organism in Eukaryota, Fungi, Basidiomycota, Agaricomycetes, Agaricales, Marasmiaceae. Bases 1 to 447 code for a protein of 148 amino acids.
AUGAUCACAAGCAUUUUGACUGCCUCCACCUCUCAGCCAAGGAAGGUGUCUGAGUUACAGUUCUACCAACGGGAGUACUACGCCAAGAGAGUUAAGGUUGAAUUUGACACGCACUGGGAGACUAUCAAGGACCGCAUCAGUUCGGAUUGUCGGGUUCGGGAGAUGAACGCGUUUACUGGGAGAAAAUGGGCUAAUGAACCAGAGGAUUUCAAGAAAGGAUUGUGGGAGGUUCUUGAGAGGAACUAUGUGGAGGAGAUGGAGGCUUGGAAAAAACGAGAGGAUUGGACCCUGGAUGCGAGUGGCUACAAAAUGUACGGUGUUACAUGCUUGAGAUCAUGGACCAGAUUGGUUGCUAAUAACGCUAGGAACAGCACUAGUAAUGGGACUGGAAAACACACCUCAAGCACGAAGUGCAGCAAACCAACCACACUAAAAGAGUGUUCUUAG